Molecule: messenger RNA, 1315 nt
Organism: Nannospalax galili (Upper Galilee mountains blind mole rat)
Lineage: Eukaryota; Metazoa; Chordata; Mammalia; Rodentia; Spalacidae
Gene: Ghrhr
Product: growth hormone releasing hormone receptor
Exons: 13
Coding region: 19-1290 (423 amino acids)
Biological process (GO): positive regulation of cell population proliferation; cell surface receptor signaling pathway; adenylate cyclase-activating G protein-coupled receptor signaling pathway
Cellular component (GO): plasma membrane
Molecular function (GO): growth hormone-releasing hormone receptor activity; peptide hormone binding; G protein-coupled peptide receptor activity
Source: RefSeq, a predicted model, not a curated record
ACUGCAAGAGCCACUGCCAUGGACAGACUGUUGUGGGGUGCCUGUGUGCUCUGCUUGAUGAACCUGUUGGGAGCUGCAGUGGGAUACCUGUACUCAGAAUGUGACUUCAUCACUCAGCUCAGAGAAGAUGAGCUUGAGUGUCUACAGGUGGCAGAGGGGACCACUAACACUUCCCUGGGCUGUCCCGGGACCUGGGAUGGGCUGUUGUGUUGGCCUCCAACAGGGUCUGGCCAGUGGGUCACCCUCCCCUGCCCAGACUUCUUCUCUCACUUCAGCUCAGAGCCAGGGGCUGUGAAGAGGGAUUGCACCAUCACUGGCUGGUCUGAUCCCUUCCCACCGUAUCCUGUGGCCUGCCCUGUGCCUUUGGAGCUGCUAAUGGAGGAGAAAUCGUACUUCUCCACCAUGAAGAUCAUCUAUACCACAGGCCACAGCAUCUCUAUUGUGGCCCUCUGCAUGGCCAUUGUCAUCCUGGUCGUUCUCAGGAGGCUCCACUGCCCUCGGAACUACAUCCACAUGCAGCUGUUUGCCACCUUCAUCCUCAAGGCCAGUGCUGUGUUCCUGAAGGAUGCCACCCUCUUCCAGGGGGACAGCAUGGACCACUGCACUUUUUCCACUGUCCUGUGCAAGAUCUCUGUGGCCACCUCCCAUUUUGCCACCAUGACCAACUUCAGCUGGCUGCUGGCCGAAGCUGUCUACCUGAGCUGUCUCUUGGCCUCCACAUCCCCCAGGUCCAGGCCAGCUUUCUGGUGGCUGGUUCUUGCUGGCUGGGGGCUCCCUGUGCUAUGCACAGGUACUUGGGUGGGCUGCAAACUGGCCUUCGAGAACACUGCGUGCUGGGACCUAGAUGACAGCUCCCCAUACUGGUGGAUCAUCAAAGGGCCCAUCAUUCUCUCCGUUGGGGUGAACUUCGGGCUGUUUCUCAAUAUAAUCUGCAUCCUGCUGAGGAAACUGGAGCCUACACAGGGCGGACUCUACACACGGGCUCAGUACUGGCGUCUCUCCAAGUCAACACUUCUCCUCAUCCCACUUUUUGGGAUUCACUACAUCAUCUUCAAUUUCCUGCCUGACAGUGCUGGCCUGGGCAUCCGCUUCCCCCUGGAGUUAGGACUGGGCUCUUUCCAGGGCUUCAUCGUUGCUGUCCUCUACUGCUUCCUCAACCAAGAGGUGAGGACGGAGAUUUCCCGGAAGUGGUAUGGCCAUGAUCCUAAACUUCUCCCUGCCCGGCGGACCUGUGCUGAGUGGACCACGCCUCCCAGGUCCGGGGUGAAGGUGCUGACUUCUGAGUGCUAGGCCAGCCACAUCGCACAUCAAGGGC